Molecule: messenger RNA, 480 nt
Organism: Strongyloides ratti
Lineage: Eukaryota; Metazoa; Nematoda; Chromadorea; Rhabditida; Strongyloididae
Exons: 2
Coding region: 1-480 (159 amino acids)
Source: RefSeq, a predicted model, not a curated record
AUGAAAAUUUUAAUAAUAAGUAUAACUUUUAUUUUUACAAUUAUUAAUUGUAUUUCACCUCCACCUAGUAGUCAUUUUGGUGAAAAAUGUAGAUUAUGUCAUUGUUAUAUAAAAUAUGAUGAUAGAGAUUUUGCUGUUAAUAUUAAUCCAUAUAAAAAAGUUGAAAAUAGUUAUGAUGCAACUGAAGAUGAUUGUUUAAAAUUAUGUUGGGAUGAUGAGAAUUGUAAAGCUGUUACAUAUGGAAUAAUUGGUGGUAAACAAGUAUUUACAUGUGAACUUUAUGGAACUGGUAUAGUUCAACAACCACUUUAUGUUCCAUAUAUGAAUCUUUAUGUUAAACGUCGUUCAGGAUGUCGAAUGCCAUCACACGUAUUUUAUAGAAAUCUUAUCUUAACUGAAAGUGAUAAAUCAAUUGAUGAAAGAAAAGCCAAGUAUGUUAAAAUGAAUAAGAAAAUAAGUGCUUUUAACAUUGGAAAAUAA